Molecule: messenger RNA, 693 nt
Organism: Naegleria gruberi
Lineage: Eukaryota; Heterolobosea; Eutetramitea; Acrasida; Naegleriidae
Exons: 1
Coding region: 1-693 (230 amino acids)
Source: RefSeq, a predicted model, not a curated record
AUGUUUAGGAAUGAAUUUAAUAUUUGUGAUGAGUGGUUUGAUGAGAAGGUAGAUCUUUUUUUCGAUAGGAUCAAAAAAUAUGGAUUAUUGGACUACUCAAUUAGAACUCGCAGUGAUAGGAUUUAUUGCAAUGAAAUAUUGCAAAACAGUACAGAAUUUAUUUUUCAAAUAAUUAAGAAUGAGGAAAAGGCAAAGAAAUAUGCUCCUAAGCGUGCAAAUGAGUGCUAUGAAGAGGAUGAGAUAGUUGAAACUAACACAAAUUCAGAAAUAGAUUUGGAGGACAAAAAUUCAAUUUUGAAUGAUCUGAAAAAGAGGUCUGAUAGUUACAUUUUCAAAAAUAUUUCACCAAGUUUGAAAGGUGAUGCAGAAUUUAUUUUACAAGCACUCAAAUAUUGUCCUGAUGCUUAUAUUUUGGAUUUUGUUGAUUCGACGCUGAAACAGGAUAGAGAAUUCAUUAAACAAGCUGUGAAGGUAAAUCCAUAUUCAAUUGCAUUUGCAAGCCAAUUUUUAAGAAAUGAUUUUGAAAUUGCUAAAGAAACACUGUUACUGAACGCAGAUUGUUUCAGAUAUCUAUCCUAUGAGUUAAGGUCAAAUGAGGAAUUGGCCAUGAUGGCUUUGAAAGAGUUACCAUUUCUUUGGACUUAUCUUAGUGAAGAUCUUUUUAACUGUGGAAUUUGCAUUGAAAGCCAUUGA